AUGUACUCUAGCGACCGCAGGUACGAGGCUGUGGUUGUUGGUGCCGGGGCGGGUGGUAUCGGCGUCGUUGGUAACCUGCUCGACCUGCAGAAGAAGCCGAUAUUAUGGGUCGACGACGAGUUCGACGGCGGCAGACUGAACAAGCACUACCGUGAGGUACCCUCAAACACCAAGGUCAAGUUCUUCACCAAAUAUGCAGAAGGGGUCGAGUCGUUCAAGGCGGUCGCCAGGGACACACCAGAGCCCAACGCCAUGAGCCAUCUCCUCAGCCUGGAUCCAGAAAAGACUUGUCACAUUGCACAGGCAGCAGACCUAUGCCUGAUGUUGACCGAAGGCUUGGAUGAGAGCAAGGAGGUGUUCAAGCACAAGGGCAGGGUGACCGACGCCUCAUGGUCAAACUCAACCUGGACCGUAACCAUCUCACCAUCAGACUCCUCCUCUCAGGCCACCCAGGUCGACGCCAGCCGCCUCAUCCUCUGCACCGGCUCCUCGCCGGUCACCGGCCCCCUACCCGUCCAGGACCACCACUGCGCCCCUAUCCCACUGGACACGGGCCUUUCGCCCACACUUCUCUCCGAGCUGCCCCGCCACGAGAAAGUCCAGGUCGCCGUCAUUGGCGCCUCCCACUCCGCCAUUCUCGUCCUGCGCAACCUCUCCAACCUGGCCUCCACCACCCACCCGCACCUGCGCAUCAAGUGGUUCACCCGCCACCCCCUCCGCUACGCCGAGGAGCGCGACGGCUGGAUCCUGCGCGACAACACCGGCCUCAAGGGCGAGGUCGCCACCUGGGCCCGCCAGAACCUCGAGCCCGAGGUCCUCGCCGCCUCCCCCGUGUCGGCCCACCUGGCGAAAGUCGCCACCACCCGUGACGAUGAGGAGGAGACGUACGCGCGUGAGCUAGCUGACUGCAACUACGCCUGCCAGGCCAUCGGGUACAAGGCCGACCCGCUGCCUGUGCUGCGCGUGGAUGGGAAGACGGUGUCGCCCAGGUUCGAGCACGUCACGGGGGCCUUCACCGACAAGGAGACAGGCGCGCCGAUUCCGGGUCUGUAUGGUGCUGGUAUCGCGUUUCCCGAGCGCGUGGUUGACCCUGAGGGGAAUGUCGAGUACGCCGUGGGGUUGUUUAAGUUUAUGAAUUUCUUGAAGAAGGUGGUGCCGACGUGGAAGAGCUAGGGUGAAAUUAGAGGAGGGGGGAGGGGGCUCUUUUCUGUGUGUCACUUACUCAUUGUAUCACUUUAUUGUAAAGCACACUUUGGCUUAGUGUGGCAUGUAAUAGGGGAAGGGGAAGGGCCAGGAGGGCAGGAAGAAAGUCCUUAGAAGAGUGACUUGCAUUGACAGCAUGGAUAGAGUGGCGUGCAUUAGACUUGCAUCCCUCAAAGAGGAGCAUAGACAAAGAUCAGCGACGUUUACAACG
Messenger RNA from Cryphonectria parasitica EP155, 1414 nucleotides. RefSeq lists its product as uncharacterized. NCBI's taxonomy places the organism in Eukaryota, Fungi, Ascomycota, Sordariomycetes, Diaporthales, Cryphonectriaceae. Bases 1 to 1173 code for a protein of 390 amino acids. The record is from RefSeq and is a predicted model, not a curated record. The transcript has 3 exons.